AGUAAAGAGUCGCUUGUGUUGAAAAUCAGUGACGUUUCUAUGGAAACGCUGAUCAGCCGAGCUCUGUUCAGGAGUUUGAGUCGAGUUUAAGACAUUAAUGGCAAACGAUUUGGUUAUCAGGGCCUCGAAAGGGAAUGCUAAAUCUGUUCACCUGAGCUCUAGAAAUAUAAGAACUCUUUCUAAAGCGUUUGGAAAGUUAACCUGCAUGUUGGCACUACAUUUAAACAACAACCGCCUCGCCAGUCUGCCUACUGAACUACAGUCACUGCAACAGUUAACAGAACUUAAUCUGGGGAAUAACGUUUUUGAGGAGAUCCCUCCUGUGCUGAAGCAUCUGAACAGUCUAAAAAAACUCUACUUGUUUGGAAACAGAAUUUCCAGAUUACAUCCAGAGGUUUUAGAAGGCCUUCCAAACCUUACAGUUCUCAAUCUGAAUCACAACAGAAUCAAGCUCAUUCCUCCAGCCAUACAGAGACUUUCUAAUUUGGAAGUGAUCAGUCUUAUGGGCAAUCAGCUUGAAGAGAUUCCUGCUGAACUGGGACUGCUGAGGAAUUUGACUGAGAUUAAUGUGGCCAAUAACAAGCUGACUGAAAUUCCACAGCAACUUUAUAAUUUAACACAAUUAAGGAAACUGAGCUUGGCGAGGAACAGUCUGACAGACUUACCUGAGGGUAUUCUCGGAUGGGAAAGCUUGAAGAUCUUAGAUGUCGCUGGCAAUCGCUUGUCUAUGUUUCCAUUUGAAUUUCAGUUUCUUGCACUGGAAGAGCUGUUUUUUGAGGGAAACAACUUAGUGAAGAAUGAGCUGUUUGAGUCCACUCAAGAGAAGGAAGUCUUUUCAUUGAAGGAGCUUGCCGCCAGGCUUAUUCUGAAAGAAGACUUGAAUAAGUCGUCUGUGGUGUCCAGAGCUCUGCUGCUUUACCCUGAUCUGCAGACCAUGCUGUCUCGCUGGGGCAGGUGUGCUGUGUGCUUCCAGCCCUUCCAUACCACCUGGCUGGAGUGUGUGCAGUUCAUCAACCUCCGAAAGGACAUGAAGAUGAAAAACUCACAGAAUGUUCCAGUGCGAGUCCUGUUGUGCUCAUACUCCUGCUUCAACAAGAGUGGACACUCGUACUAUGGCGUUGCUAGAGUAUAACCAUCCGUAAAAGGUGCUCUAUCACUCUUACUGUCAUCUUUGUCAUAUAUUCUCAUCAUUUGUAGUUACUUUGUCAGUGUACCACCAGAUGGCAGUGUUUGAUCAAUGACUGGCUGUGCAUGCUAAAGAAAUGUAGUCUGUGCCACUGAAAAUCACUCAUAUUAAAGCAGAUAAUACAUCCUUUGCUGAAAUUGACAGAUAACUCACAUAAGAGGAUCCUUUUUUUACAUAGCAAUAUAUGGAAAUUUUAUACCUCUAAACUUAAAUAAAGUUCCCUGCUUAAGUCUUUAGCAAGUUUAAAUGGCAGUUUCAUUUGGGAAAGUGUGCUAUUUUGGCAGCUUUGAUCAGUGGUGCAUGAUGUUGGAAAAUGACAAUGUAGAAAAAUGCUUAGCAACAUUGUUUUUUUAAAACAGUGGUGCCAAACAUGUGACUAGUUUGAGGAAAUGUAUGAUUUGGAGACCAUUGAACCUUUAAUAAAAUACAAAAUUGACCACAUGGCUGGAAAAUUCUCAGACGAUAUAUUACUUUUUCCUUCAGUCUUCAUCAAGGGUGGAGUCAUUUUUGACUUGUAGCUGCAUGUUUAAUGAAUGUAUGAACUUUUUUUGGCUUAUGUCACUAAUUAAAUGUAGCUUAUA
Messenger RNA from Colossoma macropomum (tambaqui), 1767 nucleotides. RefSeq names its product leucine rich repeat containing 69 (gene lrrc69). Bases 98 to 1132 code for a protein of 344 amino acids. The record is from RefSeq and is a predicted model, not a curated record. Gene Ontology annotation, molecular function: protein binding. Lineage: Eukaryota; Metazoa; Chordata; Actinopteri; Characiformes; Serrasalmidae. The transcript is spliced from 8 exons.